AUGGCCGAAGGAAAGUCGGGUUUCCCUUUCGCUCAUCACUCGAUCCAUCGCAGACAUUUCCGCCGUUCUCGGUGUGCAAUAUUCGCGCCGGGCAAGGGUGGCAGCGCGGUUGCGAUGGCUGGACCCAGCGACGCCCGCGCUGUGUGGGCCGCGCGGGCGGGCGGGCGGGCGUCCGACUUGCAUGCGCAGCCCAGAUUCGCGCCCGUGCUGCUCGAAGCCUCCGGCCCUGACGGCAGGCGGUGUGAUUCUGCAGCUACCACGCCCCUCGUGUCGCCGGUGUCUUCUUGCCCCGAUAGCAUGAGAACGCGGAAGCGGGGUGCUCGUCGUUUACAAAUACCUCUCGAGCGAGACGGGGCAGGUGCUGGUGGUUCCUUUCCGCGCACUAUGCAAGUGCUACCCCGCGCGGGGGGACCCGGGGGUAAUACGCUCGAGGCUAGUAGCAGUAGGGACGCGCAGCGUGUUGUGGGUGCGCAGAUCGCGCUGAGCGGGCAGCGGUUCUCUCUCGGCCGCGCGCGCGCGCGAACCUUGAUAGAGCCCGCCCACUUGCCGCGGCAAAUGGAUGGGGAGAUCGUCAGCUCUUGUCAGUUUGUUUGGGGCUACACAGACAUGGCCAUGGGCGAGUGUCUGGAGCUACACAGGAAUAACGCUCCCGAUCAUGCAGGGCGGGCAACGACAAGCACGGAUUCAGACGGAAUGGGGGAUCGUCAAGGGCUCCUGCAACUUUUCCUCGGGCUGGGCUUUGCGAAUCUUUACAUACAUGUCACGAGAGGCAGAGACGUCUACAUGGGUACCCGCGUGACGAAGAAAACAGCAGAGACCCGCGACCGGCAGUGCAGUGUUCAGGCGAAUGACGGAGUAUUCGGGAGAACAUACGCUCGCUGUCUACACAAACGAGGACGGGCGCCGCGCAUUGUGAAUCUACCGGCGCACGGGCGAGAGCGGAUCGCGGGAGCGAUGGACGUUUGGGUUUGGGGCGAGGGUCGUGAGGAUGGGUCUCUGAGUAGGAGGAGACAGGGAUCUCACAUUCGGACUGACGUCAGGGGCAAUCCAGAGCGUGGACGCCCUCUUUCUUCUCGCCGUCUGCUCCACCCGCUCUUUUCGACACAACGCCCAAUCCAUCGCGACAUGGCUCCAGAGACCGUCCCCGACGGCUUCUUCUCCGCCGCUCCCGUCAACAUCGCCAACACAAACGACGCAGACGGCUUCGCCCAGGCCAUCGCUGCCCGCUUCGGCGCGCCCUCGGCCAACCAGCUCACCGCCCGCCUCGACUCCCCCGCCUUGUCGGCAACGACCACCAGCCCAGACAUGUCGAUCAGCCCUCCCCCGGUCCGUACGUCGCCCCCGGCUGCAGCGCCCUCUCCGCCCUCGACAGCCCCCCUCCCGCCCGCCGCCUUCACCGCCCUCCACCCCAACGACCUCGCCCCCAUCACGGCCGACCCCGACACCCUCAUCCUCGACAUCCGCCCCCACGCCGCCUACACCCAGGCCCGCCUCCGCUCCGCCCUCUCCCUCUCCGUCCCCUCCACCCUCCUCAAGCGGCCCCUCUUCUCCCUCGCCCGCCUCACCGCCAUGCUCCCCUCCGCCUCCGCCCGCCGCAACUUUCGCAAGUGGAAGGACAAGCGCCGCGUCGUCGUCUACGACCUUGACUCUCCCGCCGUCCGCGAGGGCAGCAACCUCCUCGGCCUCAUGCGCAAGUUUGCCAACGAGGGCAUGGCCCCUGCCGACGUCUGCUGGGUCGCCGGCGGCUUCCAGGCGCUCUGGCGCGAGAACCGGGAUCUCAUCGACCAAUCCCCGCUCGCGGACGAGCACGACGAGGACGAGGACGAGGACGACGACGACGACGCCGUGCUCACGCAGCCCACCCCGCCGACGCUCAGCGCGGGGCUCGGCGGCCCCGGCAUGAAGCUCGCCCUCCCCGGCGCCAGGAGCAGCGCCUCCAGCCAGAGCAUGCCCGUCCUCCGCACCAAGCACCUCCCCAUGUCCGCCUUCACGCUCUCCACCACGACGUCCUCGCGCUCGCCGCGCCCCACGCUCGCCGCCACCUCGCCGCCCGCCUCUGCCCACUCGUCCGCCCUCGCGCGCAGGCCCGCGGGCACCCAGCCGUACAACCCCUUCUUUGACACCAUCCGCCAGAACAUCGAGCUCUCGCACGGGAUCACCGAGCGCAUCCCCCUCGUCCUCCCCAGGUCGGUGCGGAAGCGCGUGCGCAGGGGCGAUCUGGCCGUGCGCAUCGCCGAGGGCGUGGGCUGGGAGUGGCUCGAGGCGAUUGCCUGGAGAGCGAAGAGCGGGGGCACCCCCUCGAGCCUCAGCAGCGACGAGGACGAAAAGAUGCAGCUGCACGGCGCAGGGAAGAGCGAGGAGGACCGCGAGCGCGAAAAGUGGACCGCCAGCCGCGAGGGCAGCCGCGGGCUCGGGCACACCGACAGCGACAGCGACGACGACGCCGACGCCGCCGCGGCGGGCGGCGCGAGCGACCGCACGGAGCUCAGCGACGAGGACUCGCCAAAGCCGGAUCCGAAGCGGGCGUCCCCCGCCGCGUCGCACCCGUCCACCACCUCCGCCUCCACGCAGUCGUCCACCCCCCACUCCAAGGCCAAGAAGCAGGGCAGGGGCAAGUACCACCUCCCGAAGCCGACGCUCGCGGACGUGGACGAGGGCACGGAGGAGCUCGCGAUGCAGUUCUACAAGAUCGAGCUGGCCGAGCAGAGGCGCCUCAUGGGCGUGAUGGAGCACCACUCGCGCGAGGGCGCGUUCGCCGACGUCAGCCACGCCAGCGGCGUCCUCACGCCCGGGAGCGAAGGGCAUCACAGCCCGCUCGGCGUCGAGGGGCGCAAGGGCAUCGGAGGAGCGGACGACGGGGAGGUCGUCAAGGAACGCGACUUUGCGGGGGGCUUGAUUAGCAGCCAGGAGGUGCGCAAGCGGUAUACGGAGGGGCGCAAUCGCGCGGGGAGCGUCGAGGGGAGCACGGGCAGCGGCGCGACGAGCCUGAGCGCGACGAGCGGGACCGGGAGCGGGAGCGGCGGCGCGGUGCCGCCGAGCAGCGGCGAGAGCAGCUUGGUCGGGAGCGCGAGCGCGAGCGUGCGCGAUUUGGGGGUGAGCGUGGGCGGCAGCACGACCGCGGUGAGCAGCGGCGAGGAGGGGGGGAAGGGCGGCGUCGUCCCGCAGGAUCUCGCGAGCGUGGAGUGGCGCGUGGGGCUGUCGAGCAGUGUCGCCGGGAGCGAGGCGGGGAGCGUGGGGAGCGGGAAGGGGCGGAAGGGGAAGAAGAAGAAUGUGUUUCCGUUUAGUAUUACGGCUGGCGUGGAGAAGGGGGCGAAGAAUCGGUACCGCAACAUCUGGCCUUUUGAGCACGCGCGCGUGAAGCUGCACUCGAAACCAAACUCUUUCAACCCCGCGUCCGUCGCGCGGUCUGUCUCGUCAGCGUCAAGUGCGCCCAGCGGGGCGUGCGUGGGUGGCGUAGGCUUGAUCAGGGAGCCAAAGAGCCCGAGCUCGCCUGCGAGCACGAGUACACUGGACGAUUAUGUGAACGCGAGCUACGUGCAGCCCCUUGGGACGAGGAAGCGGUAUAUUGCUACGCAGGGCCCGCUCGAAGCUACCUUUGCCGAUUUCUGGACGUUGUGCUGGGAGCAGAACGUGCACGUGAUCGUGAUGCUGACGAAGGAGGUGGAGGGGAUGAUGGAGAAGAGCGGCAAGUACUGGCGCGAGGGCCAGUUUGGCCCGCUGGUGCUGCGCGUGCUCGAGAGCUCGGGGACGCCGGAGGACGAGAAUAAGGCGUUUGGGUUCUUUGGCGGCGCGAGCAAUAAGCCGGGCGAGGGCGGGUUCUUUGGUGCGGCCAAUCCCAGGGCGAACGAGGGCGAGUUCUUCCCGCCUAUGAAGCCGGAGGAGGCCAAGGCGCAGAAGGAGGUGACGGGCCAGGGGGAGGGGAAGGCGAAGGUGACGAUGGUCAAGAGGGUGUUUGAGCUCAGGAACGUCAAGUACCCCGACGCGGGCGCGCGCAUCGUGACGCAGCUGCAGUACCUCGACUGGCCGGACAUGAACGUGCCCGACGAUCCGAACGGCGUGCUCGACCUCGUGGAGAUGAUGAACGCGGAGGUCGAGAAGGCGCUGCAGGUCGAGCGCGCGAAGGAGCCGGAGCGGCGAGCUUCGCGAGAACGCGAGGAGCAGGAGGAGAAGAGGGCCUGGGGACACGCGAAGACUGCGAGCACGGGCAGCACGAGCAGUCGGGACUCGAGCGAGGAGAAGAACGAUCUCGAUCCCAAGACUGGCAUCGUCAAGCGCCUGCUCGAGUCGCCCAACCCGCCGGUGCUUCUUCAUUGCUCGGCCGGUGUCGGGCGCACGGGUGGCUUCAUCGUGGUCGACGCCGUCCUGGACGGCCUCAAGCGCGAGCUGCGGAAGCGAAGAGAGGCGGCGGCGAGGCAGAGACAUGCCGAGGAGAGCAGGACCGGGACGGACAGCGCAGAGGGGAUGGACGUGGACGAUGGGGAUGCCACCGGGCUGGCCGCGCCAAAGCCCGUGCACGCCGUCGCUCAAACCGGCCAGAAUGGGAUCCUCGACGUGCCGCAGGAGGCCUCAUUCAGCAAGGACGCCCCGAUGGAUGUCGAUAGGACGUCCCCCGUGCAGUAUCUGCGAUCGCCUUUGUCGACUUCUGUUAGUUCGUCUGCGUAUCUCGCGUCACAGUCCAUGUCGCCCAUGUCCUAUCCCUCCUUGUCGCCCACCCCGUCGCACUCAAUGUCACCCCCGGCGCAUAUGUCCAUGUCCCCUCCCACCUUACCGCGGUCCCAGGCUCCGCUGAGAGCCUUCCCGCCACAUUUCGAUAUCAGUGCGGAAAGCGCGGCGAUUCCCCUUCAGACCUCGUUGCAGAAACUCAAUUCCCCCGUGGAAAAAGGUCCGCUAAUCUUCGGCGGCUCUUUGAAUGCGGAUGCACGCGUCAGAACUUAUUCAGCGCCUCUAUCCCCUUCAGAAGCUCGCCCUGAUGGUCCUGCCCAUGCUCACUCCUCCUACGAGUCCCGUCAUUCGAACGGAAUCAAGACUCGUUCGCCCCUGCCCGAGAAGCUUGCCUCGCCUGCUGAAAUGAUGCGAAGUUCCCCCGAAAUCCAGCUUGAGCGGAAAGAGACUCCGGACGAUAGAAUUCGAGGCACGUUGCCCGCCUCGAGGUAUCCUGCUGCCUAUGCUGACACAACUGCUUCCUCUGAAGACUCGUUCCCAUCCGUGCCGUCACUCUUCACCACUCAAGAUAGCAGAAGGAGCUCAUGGGAACAAACGUCGUUGUCUUCUCCGUUGGCGGGGAGGUCUGACUUGACCUUUGAAGGCGGAGGGACCGUGAACCUUCGCGAUUCGCAUAAACGGGCGAGCCUUCCAGAGAAUGUGCGUGAAGAGACGACAAAUGGGGGAGUAGCUCUCGGCAGCGCAAGUCCGAACGGGUCUGAAUUCAUCAAGUCGAAGCCCUUUGACUAUACUCGGCCAAGGAAGCUUCACCGAGAGGACUCUCCCCCGCUGCUGUCGUCGUACAAGGAUCCCAUCCGCACCGUCGUCGAGGAUAUCCGCGAACAGCGCAUGAGUCUCUGCCAGAGCCUGAGACAAUAUGUCUUUGUGCAUCGGGCGAUCAUCGAAGGAGCACUUCGCCUUGUGGACCAGGAGAAGGAACUCUACGGAGAGGAUGAUCGGGGAAGGUCUGAUACCGAGCGCCAUACCCUCCGGAAGGGUCCAGAAGUGGGUCCGCCUUCUUUGCCGGGAUCUGGGCUUGGUUCGCCAAUACCCAUUGCGUCGAUACCGCGGGUCACCACCUUGCAGACGUCACCCACAAAGCACAAGCGCCUCGCAAGUCCCACCGAGCUGAUCAAGGAGGGUAAGGAAGGGCAGUUGCGUCUGUCCAAGCGGCCGAGCAUGAAGAAGAGACAGUUGAGCAGCGACGAGUCUGUUCAGUUUGAGUCGGAUGUUCCGUCGAAAUUGAGAUUGUAG
This is a messenger RNA of Gloeophyllum trabeum ATCC 11539, 5955 nucleotides long. RefSeq lists its product as uncharacterized. The record is from RefSeq and is a predicted model, not a curated record. The transcript is spliced from 13 exons. Bases 1 to 5955 code for a protein of 1984 amino acids. Lineage: Eukaryota; Fungi; Basidiomycota; Agaricomycetes; Gloeophyllales; Gloeophyllaceae. Gene Ontology annotation, biological process: protein dephosphorylation. Gene Ontology annotation, molecular function: protein tyrosine phosphatase activity.